UCCAUUUGCCAAAACGCCACCGCUUCGUGUUUGUUUUUCCGUUUGCAGCAGAAUUCGCGGCCUUCACCGCAUAUCCACCAGCCGACGCCUUACGACAGUGCAACACAAACCCUCCACGGACCCAGCCGUGGGCUAUUCAGCGUCAAGUUUAAACGACGCUCGGCGUCGGCCCGAGACUAAGAGCUUCCCCAACCUAAGCAGCGAAAGCCAUCUUCAGCUCCCUUGUGAUGGUUAUAAAGUGACGAUAUCGGCUCUAAAAAUUUCAUAAAUUUUCGGGUAUGCAAAACAAAACUAAUCCCGAUUUCCAAGAAUUUCAUCAUAAUAUUCUUUUCGCCUCCUCGCUUCAUCAUACGCCGACGCAGACUCAUUGCACAUCACAUUGCAUCAGCGGGCAUCUCUCCACUCUCCAUGACCCACGAUACUAAAUGAUUUAAAGUCCGUCCUGUCUUCCCCAGAGCUGAUACCACUGCUGCCCAUAUUUCUUGUACUUCUCCAUCCCUCUCCUCUUCUCAUCUCAUCUCCCUCUUUCCGGUCGCUCUUCGUCACUAUUGACCUUCGCAUAUUCGACACUCCCACGGAACCGAUCCCUCUCACCCCCCAAUUAUACACAAAAUGACUGUCAUCAGCAGAGAUAAGAAGUGGUGGAAGGAGGCUGUUGUCUACCAAAUCUACCCCGCCUCCUUCUGCGACUCCAAUGGAGACGGCGUGGGUGAUUUGCCUGGCAUUACCUCCAAGCUAGACUACAUUGCUUCUUUGGGCGUCGAUGUCAUCUGGAUCUGCCCCAUGUACGACAGCCCUCAGGUUGAUAUGGGCUAUGACAUUUCCAACUAUGAAGACAUUUACGCACCUUAUGGCACUCUCCAGGAUAUGGAGACGCUCAUCAAGGAGACUCAUGCGCGCGGCAUGAAGAUGAUGCUCGAUCUUGUCAUUAACCACACUUCCGACCAGCACGCCUGGUUCAAGGAGUCGAGAUCAAGCAAAGAAAACCCCAAGCGUGACUGGUACAUCUGGAAGCCCGCUCGCUACUCAGAGACCGGUGAGCGCCUACCCCCCAACAACUGGCGUAGCAACUUUGGUGUCGGCAGUGCUUGGGAGUGGGAUGAGACCACCCAAGAGUACUACCUCCACCUGUUCGCCACGGAGCAGCCAGAUCUCAACUGGGAGAACCCCGAGACGCGCGAUGCGAUUUACCAGUCUUCCAUGGAAUUCUGGCUGAAGCGCGGAGUCGACGGCUUCCGCGUCGACACCGUCAACAUGUACAGCAAGCCUCAAGACUACCCCGAUGCGCCUGUUGUCGACCCCAACACCUUUGCACAGCCCGCCGGCAUGAUUUACUGCAACGGCCCUCGCAUGCACGAAUUCCUCGGCGAAAUGAACGAUAUCCUUGCCAAGUACGGUGCCAUUACGGUUGGCGAGCUGCCCAACACCCCCGACACAGGCAAGGUCCUCCAAUACGUCAGCGCCGAGGCCAAGCAGCUCGACAUGGUCUUCCAGUUUGACAUUACUGAGCUUGGCCUCGGAACGACACACAGAUUCGAAACAGUCCCUCACAACUACACUCUCCCGCAGUUCAAGGGUGCCAUUGACGCCGUGCAGAAGCUCAUUCGUGGCACCGAUGCAUGGAUCACCGUCUUCUUUGAGAACCACGACCAGCCUCGCUCUGUCAGUCGUCUCGCCAACGACUCCGUCGAGAACCGCGUUGCCAGCGCCAAGCUGCUCGCUGUCUUGCAGGCCUGCCUCAGUGGUACACAAUACGUGUACCAGGGCCAGGAGAUUGGCUGCGUAAACGUCCCGAAGGAGGGCUACCCGCCCGAAAACUACCUCGACAUCGACAGCUCGCUCUUCUACAAGAUGAUGGUGGAGCGCCACGGCGAUAACAAGGAGGAGAUUGAAAAGGCAUUCACCGCCAUUCAGCAUCUUGCCCGCGACCACUCCCGCGUGCCUAUUGCCUGGAACGGCAACGCCAAGUUUGGCGGCUUCUCUGAGGCUGCCGAGAACGCCGGCAAGGAGGUCAAGGAGCCUUGGAUGAAGACGCACCCCUUUUCUGGCGAGAUCAACGUUGCCUCUCAGCUUACAGACAAGGAUAGCGUCCUGUCUUUCUGGAAGGACGCCAUCAAAUUCCGCAAGGAGAACGCUAACAUCACAGUCUACGCUGACUACCGAACGCUCCGCGAGAACGACCAGAAUGUGUACACCUUUGUCAAGGAGAACGCCAACGGCGUCGCCACGGCCUUUGUUGUGCUUAACUUUUCCACAGAGCCGCAAAGCUACGCUUCUCCUUCGAACGAGGAGCUUGGUCUCUCCAGAAGCCAGGAUGCCAAGUUGGCCCAAGUCCUUUCUACACAUGGCGGCAAGUCUGUCGGCGGCGCACUGGCCCCUCUUGAAGGAAAGGUGUACUUUGUAAACCCUUAAAUGUAUUUAUUGGCACCGGCUUGGUUUGCAUAAUGGUUAUGAACGGCUUGAUGAGUCCUCGGGUUUCAGGAAUACCUUUUGAUUAGAUGACAAAACAAGAUGAAUAAUAAUGCUAAACGUUAUAUAUGACCCUAUUCACGUACCUUGAUGCUUGUAGAAGAAGAAUCACAUCAAGAGCAAACGGCAUAUCUAUGUAUAAGUGUAUUUAAAGUCAACCUAUAGUGUGGUGAGUCUACCUAUAUAUAUUCGUAAAUCGAGCUGAGAACAAACCCAAUACACAGUCACAUCAUUUCAUAACGGUCAUUUCAACUCAUAGUGCACUCUGGCACGCCUAUCAUCGUUCUAGUGUCGACCACUAGCUCUGUUGGAGAGAAAGUUGAGACCCUGGCUCAGAAGCUUUUCCUUCAUGCCACCACCACCCUUGCCCUUGCUGCCGCUAUCUUUCCGGCUGCUUUUGCCACCAUCAUCCUUUCGCCCUUCUGGGCUUACCUCUCGCUUGCCACCUAUAAAGCCGUCCAUCAGCGCUGCACCGAGGGCCGCUGUGGCUACCUUGGCUCCUUUGGCGCCUAGCCAGUCGCCCUGAGCGUUGCGAUUGUUCAUGGCCGCCUGGGCACCUGCAGCAAAGGCCGUUCUUGCGCCGGCUUGAAUCAUCGGAUUCUGCCACCACUGGCCACCACCGCCGCCGCCGCCGGUAGCAGCACCCAGGACAGCACCUAAGCCUCCACCUUUGUUCUUUGUGCUGGCAGGCAUGGACUUGCGACGAGUUGCUCCACUGGACUUGGUUGCUUUUGCUGAUGUUCUACCUCUUGUAGGGGAAUUGUCGUGAGAGCGGUGGCGACGAGUCGGCUUGUCAUGGCUGCGGUCAGCGUCACCACGGUCUCUUCCGCGAGUUCGGUUGUCGUUGCUCCGGUGCUUUUCGUAAGCAGGUGGAGGGCUGCGAGCCUUGUGUCGUGGCUCGUCGUGUCUGCUACGUCCACCGCCGCGACGCUCGUCAUAGUCAUCGUACUUUCGCGGCCGACGGUCGUAGUCGUCCUGCGUAUGCCGUCUGCCAGAUUCCCGAGUUGUGUGUCCGCGACGCGGCUCAGUGGUAUAGCUAGGAGGGCUUCGGGCAUGGCGACGGUCGUCUCCGUGGCGCCUGGAACGAGGAUCUGAGUGAUAAUCGGGACUUGGGCGCCGACGGUGUUUUUCGGACUUGUGUCGGCGAGGAGGAGGGCCUGGAGACAUGCGCCGCGGUUCGCGACCAUAGUCUGUGUAGAAGUCGUCGUAUCUGGGACCGCGGUCCCUAUGACGAGGUGGUGAGGCAAACAUGGCUAGGUGCUUGCUGUCUGUUGAUUCUGUACUAUCAACAGUGUUGGAACACGAGGGAGAGAGAGAGAAAGAGUUGAAGAUGGGAGAGACGCAAAGAAUAAGAACGAAGAAGAAGGAUGCGGGGGGUUGUCGCAAGAAAUAUUAUUAGCAGGGAUGCCCGCAAGGAAAAGAUGGAUCGCCAAGGAAAAUCGGAGAGAAUGUAACCUCGCAGGAAUAGGGCGGGAUCUGCGGGAAGAGUCGGCGGAUGGGGAGGGAGGGAGCUAACGCCAAGAUAUACUCGCGUUGGUCUGGCGCACCACAGGCAGCCGUAGAGUCAUGAGCCUGAAGCUGGUGUUUUGUUUUUAGCUGGUCAGGGAUUCUGUAAGGCGGUCAGGCCGCUCUAUUUAGCAAGACUUGUGGCUUGGAGAAUGAUGGUAGUGAGACCCGAGGCAUAAGAUGCUUAGACGAGCAGGCGGUACGAGUCACCGCUCUUAUUGUAUUCUCGCUGAUUCUAGAGGCAGCCACAGGACCGAUGCAGUUGAUUUGCGCCUCUUUUUGCUAUUUCUUGUUUUGUCUUUGGCAGCACCAAAAGGGUAAAAUCGCGGCUUAAGCAGAAAACCCAAGUAGGCAGACGACGCAUGAGACACGGAGGCCGCCUGACGUCAUGGCGACCAAUCAGAGGGCGGCCGCCUGGUGCUGCGCUGUGACCUGUCCAUGUCGCCUGACGUCAAGGAUGCUGUAGGCUGUUGGUUGUGUGGUGAUUUGGUUGAGAAGACCAUUGAAAAGGGUGAGAAUAUGAAUAGAAAUGAAGCCAAUAAGAAAUGGUGUUUGUAAAAUAUGGAAUGCGAAAUACACACCAUUUAAACCUUGGCCAGUGGAGGGGAGGACGGGCGGGAAGCGGGAGCUAAUGGCUAACAACGGGGAAUACGGCUUGAUCUCAGCCGUCCAGGCCGUGAGAGGAAGUUGAAAGGCGAUCAAGGUAUUCGCAGCAAUCAGCAACAUUUUCCGCGUUACUGAUCAUAUUUUCAACAAAAUUAAAAGCGCCGUUGGGCAGUGUUGUACCCAAUAUGGUAGACUGUCCAAUAUACAGCAGAAGCACAGACAGUUGAAGACGUUCAAAGCAACUGCUCACAAAGAGCUACGUCGCACACAAAAAAAAUAGUCUUCACAGAAUUCUGCCGCAAGUCAAGUGAAUCGAAUACUUACACUCUGUCUUUUCCCGCAAAGUAUGGGCCGUGCCGAGCUGUGUCACCACUCGACAUCCUGGGCCUGUCACUCUGCAGACCCCCCUACCAACACUUAUAUUCAACACAGGAACACGAUACGCGGCAUCUCCUUUUCCACUUCUGCCGUCGGCCGCGGUUAUCGUACUCACUGUGCCGGUUACUUCAAGUGUUGGGGCGAAAAUGGAGCCAAAGCCGUUGAGAAUACCAGCAGUAGAAGUAACAAAAAGGCUCUGUAUUAUGACACGGAAUAUGCGGUUCUCCAAGUUCGCUCUUGAAACUCUGAAGCAAACUGCAGGAAUACGGACCUGCAGCCAAGUAGGAGGACGACAGCGGCGAUG
[Torrubiella] hemipterigena is the source of this 5263-nucleotide messenger RNA. The record is from the annotation of a GenBank genome assembly. NCBI's taxonomy places the organism in Eukaryota, Fungi, Ascomycota, Sordariomycetes, Hypocreales, Clavicipitaceae.